UAUGACUUAUAGAUCUCGCGGCUAUUUAUUUAGAGUUUUGGCCUGAAAGUCACUGUCGCUACCUUUGAAAUCAGAGUAAAUGAGUGUCAUUUGUUAGAUUUAGAGUGACUCUCUUCCGCGUCGUGUUUCGUUAUCGCGUAUAAAUAACUGGAGCUAUAUAUGUGUUGACAUUACAGCUUUAACAGCAAUCAUACGCAAUCAUUGACAUCUGUCAGGAGGCCGAGAAGUGACGGCAGCGUUUAAGCAUAUAUAAAGCUGGAUUCGCUGGAAAAGACGUCUGUGUCUGUGUAGGGCAUGAAGAGGAUAAGAAAAAAAGCUUACAUCAUGGGUGCCAGUCAAAGCUAUGAUGCAGACUCUAGUCCGGGUCCCUCUGCAGCUCCGUCAGCCUCGCUUUCAAAUGAAGAUUUACUCCCUCUUCCUCUGGACAUCCUGGAGGAGAUCUUCCUGAGACUUCCUGCUCAUCAGGUGGUUCAUCCUUGUCGGUCAGUGUGCCAUCAGUGGAAAGCAGUGGCUGACAGUGAAUCUCUGUGGAGAGACCGGUGUAGAAGAGAAGGAUAUCACCUCCGCGACCCUUCCAAAGUGCCUAAAGACUGGAGGUUGUUUUACUUCUUGUGCAAGAAGAGAAGGAAUCUUCUCAAGAAUCCAAGAGCAGAAAAUCAAAUGAAUGGUUGGCAAAUAUUAGACAACGGUGGUGAUGAAUGGAAAAUAGAUAACGUUAGGGAGCCACAUCCAAAUGAGGUGAUCCAGAAAAACUUUGUGACGUCUUAUGGCAUGUGUAGAAAGUCCCAGCUGAUUGAUCUGGAGGUGGAAGGGUACAACAAGUCUUUUAUGGAUCACUUCCAGCCGGAAAUCAAAGUGUCCGAUUGGUAUGCACCACGAUUUGACUGUGGCUGUGAAUAUCAGAUCUGCGUAGAGUUGCUGAAUCAAAAGAAGCGGCCCAUCAAAAAAUUUGCUCCUGAGACAGUUUACUUUGAGCAGUGGAACGAUCAGAAAUGGAAUCAGAUGACAUAUGUAUUCCAAAACUAUGGACCAGGAGUGAGAUACAUCCGCUUCACCCACGGAGGAAAGGACUCACAGUUCUGGGCAGGAUGGUACGGCAUUCGUGUUACGGACAGCAGCGUUGAGAUAUGUCCAGCAGCGGACACGUAGCUCUGUGGGAUUCACCUAGUGCCUGCUUCCUGCCUCUGCCUAAGAUUGCACCUUUUUUUCAGAUACUGCACCUCAUAUAUAUAUAUAUACUGGCCUCGUAAUCAGCAGCCACAUUUCAUGUGCAUUAGUUUCCUGCAGCUGCACCCCGAGAAGACGACUUGGAGAUGUUCUGUGUAUUAGCACAGCUCAUUUUGCUGUUAAAAGGAUCAGGGGUUGUACUAUGGUGCAGCAGCAGACCAAAGAGUUGUAACAGCUUUGUCUGUACACAAGUGUAAAUGAAAAUGGUGAUGGAAAUUGAGCAGAAUUUCUUCUAAAUUAUGCAAAUCUUGGUUUAAAGUCCAUGCACGUCAAGCUUGUGUGAAUGUAAGUUAUUUUAUAAAUGUAAUUAUUAUUAGCGCUCAAUUAAAACAUAGCCUGGAAUAAAUGAUUAAAUGAGUGAAUCAGUUGUAUGAAGGCAUCACUGGGCGCUUGUGAUCUCAUUAUUUCUUAUAUUCACAUGUUUGGGGCAGAAUGAUUAUAGUGAUGGUACACAGCUUUGGACAAAAAUAAUAAAAAGCUAGUCUGACCUUUCAAGGUGAGAGCAAUGCUGUAUAUGAAUGAUGUAACAACUGUUUCAGAAAUAUUCUCUUCACUACUCCAUUAUUUAUAUGUUGUGAUGCUUGAAAUAUGAAGCGGGAAACAUUUUACCCUUUUUUAUUUUUCAUCCUUGUCAUCUGUCAAAAAAAUAUGUUUUAAUAAACCUUU
Scomber scombrus (Atlantic mackerel) is the source of this 1893-nucleotide messenger RNA. RefSeq names its product F-box only protein 6-like. Gene Ontology annotation, biological process: glycoprotein catabolic process; SCF-dependent proteasomal ubiquitin-dependent protein catabolic process. Gene Ontology annotation, cellular component: SCF ubiquitin ligase complex; cytoplasm. The coding region runs from base 295 to 1149 and encodes 284 amino acids. The record is from RefSeq and is a predicted model, not a curated record. The transcript is spliced from 6 exons. Lineage: Eukaryota; Metazoa; Chordata; Actinopteri; Scombriformes; Scombridae. Gene Ontology annotation, molecular function: protein binding; ubiquitin protein ligase activity.